ACCCCAGCGGCAACGCGGAAAAUGGAAGAGGAUGACGAAGUCGUUUCGUGCUCUUCCGGUUCCGACGACGACGACGAGGACCUUUCCAGUGAAUGUGAAGAGAGCCUCGAUAAGGAUGAUCAGUCAGAGGUCGACGUUUAUUCUCUAUCUGAUGACGAGAGGAAAUCGAAGAAUAUCGAUGCUCUUGUGAGGGGUAAUCUUGUCGUGAAGACACAGUCGUUGCUUCCACGAGUUCUUUCUGUAACACAAGGAGCAGCUGUUUGUAGAAAACCCUUUAAACCUCCCAGCUCCAGUGGUUACAAUAAUGGAAAUGAAGAGCUUACACGUCGCCUUUGUGCCCGGAAAAGGUUUGUCCCGUGGGGCUCUACCAGACCGGUGUUGGUGACAAUUACCAACCGGUUAAAUUUGCCAAUAAGCGUUGAAAAAGAUGUUGCCGCAGAGGAAGUGUCUUUGCCGCCUGGGAUUGAACCUCUAGUGUUGUGGCAGCCCGAAGGGUAUGAGGAUGAAGGCCGUAAUUUGACUCCAAUAGCAGUGGACCCGUUGCUUGUUCGUUUCCUUAGACCACACCAGAGAGAAGGAGUUCAGUUUAUGUUUGAAUGUGUUUCAGGGCUACUUAGCACAGCAAAUAUUCACGGGUGCAUCCUGGCAGAUGAUAUGGGUUUGGGGAAGACUUUGCAGUCAAUCACACUUCUGUAUACACUUCUCUGUCAAGGGUUUGAUGGAAAGCCAAUGGUUAGAAAAGCCAUCAUUGUGACCCCUACCAGCCUUGUAAGUAAUUGGGAAGCUGAAAUUAGGAAGUGGAUCGGAGAGAGAGUUCGUCUUGUUGCUCUGUGUGAAAGUACAAGAGAUGAUGUCAUUUCUGGGAUUGACAAUUUUACAAGUCCCCACAGCUCUCUACAGGUGCUCAUAGCAUCAUAUGAGACUUUCCGAAUGCAUUCAUCAAAGUUUGGCCAUAGUGACUCUUGUGACCUACUCAUAUGUGAUGAGGCUCACAGGCUGAAGAAUGAUCAGACAAUUACAAACCGGGCACUGGCUGCUCUCUCGUGCAAACGUAGAGUGUUGCUUUCAGGAACUCCUUUGCAGAAUGACUUAGAGGAAUUCUUUGCGAUGGUUAACUUCACUAAUCCUGGAAUAUUAGGUGACAUUACACAUUUUCGCCGGUACUUUGAGGGACCAAUUAUUUGUGGAAGAGAACCUACUGCUUCUGCAGAUGAGAAGAAGCUAGGUGCUGAUCGCUCUGCAGAGUUAAGUGGGAAAGUUAACCAGUUUAUAUUGCGAAGGACGAAUGCAUUAUUAUCAAAUCACUUACCGCCAAAGAUAGUUGAAGUUGUUUGCUGCAGGUUAACUCCACUCCAGUCAGACCUAUAUAAAUAUUUUAUACAAUCCAAAAAUGUUAAACGCGCAAUUGUUGAAGACGUAAAGCAAUCAAAGAUUUUAGCCUACAUAACAGCUCUCAAAAAGUUGUGCAACCACCCAAAGCUUAUAUAUGAUACUAUACGAAGCGGGAGUCCAGGAACUUCGGGCUUUGAGGACUGCAUUCGGUUCUUUCCACCAGAGAUGUUAUCAGGAAGAUCUGGCUCGUGGACUGGAGGGGAUGGAGCUUGGAUUGAGUUGUCAGGAAAAAUGCAUGUCUUAGCAAGACUACUUGCCCAGAUACGGCAAAGGACUAAUGACCGCAUUGUCCUUGUCUCAAACUACACACAGACUCUGGAUCUUUUUGCUCAGUUGUGUCGGGAACGAAGGUACCCGCACUUGAGGCUUGAUGGUGCAACAUCAAUCAGUAAAAGGCAGAAGUUAGUAAACCGCUUUAAUGAUCAAUCUAAGGACGAGUUCGUUUUUCUCUUGAGCAGUAAGGCUGGUGGCUGUGGCCUCAAUUUAAUUGGAGGAAAUCGAUUAGUCUUGUUCGAUCCUGACUGGAAUCCAGCAAAUGAUAAACAAGCUGCGGCGAGAGUUUGGAGGGAUGGGCAGAAGAAAAGAGUGUACAUUUAUAGAUUUUUGAGUGCUGGGACAAUAGAGGAAAAGGUAUACCAGCGUCAGAUGUCAAAAGAAGGGCUUCAAAAGGUCAUUCAGCAGGAGCAAACAGAUAACCUUGAGACACCGGGUAACUUUUCGACAGAGGUCCUCCGGGAUCUGUUCUCAUUUCAUGAAUGUGUCAAGUCAGAGAUUCAUGAAAGGAUGCAUUGCUCUCGGUGUCAGACAAAUGACGAUGGGCCUCAGAGCGACGAUGGGAAAUAUGUUGCUCAUUCUACGAUAAGUAACGGUGGAUUUGAUGAGGAAACCUCUGAUGAUAUAGGUGGAUUUGCAAAAUUUGCAGGCUGUAUGCACAAAUUAAAGAAAUCAGAAAAGCAGGUAGGGAUCCCCUUGGAAGAAGAUUUAGGUAGCUGGGGCCAUCAUUUCUUCUCCACGACCGUACCGGAUACUAUCCUUCAGGCUUCAGCCGGAGAUGAGGUGACAUUUGUUUUUACAAACCAAGUUGAUGGAAAGCUGACACCAAUUGAUUCAACCGUCAGUUCAGAGCAACAGCAAGAGGAAAGCAAGGAAGUGAUCCAGCUAAAACGGAACUCCAAACAAAGUCCCGUUCUUUCUUUACAUCAGAAGCCAUCUUACUCCCUCAAGCCUUCAAUGAGGCCAGCAUUGAGUUCUGUUAGGACGAAGGAAAAUAUAUCAACACAAGCAGCUUUAAAAACCAAAAAUUCCCUUGUAAAUCAAUUACCACAGAAAAGAUCAUGUCCAACUUAUGUUGAUGUUGAUCAAUUAGAAUAAUACUUCUGAUUUCGUCAAGCGAUCA
Molecule: messenger RNA, 2788 nt
Organism: Neltuma alba
Lineage: Eukaryota; Viridiplantae; Streptophyta; Magnoliopsida; Fabales; Fabaceae
Product: protein CHROMATIN REMODELING 25
Exons: 21
Coding region: 22-2763 (913 amino acids)
Biological process (GO): reciprocal meiotic recombination; double-strand break repair via synthesis-dependent strand annealing
Cellular component (GO): nucleus
Molecular function (GO): DNA translocase activity; ATP binding
Source: RefSeq, a predicted model, not a curated record